AUGGCUUCGGGCGCCGGUAAGGCUGCCGCUCAGCCCCCCGGGCCGGGCUCCGCCGUCAACGGGACUGCGGCAGAGUUCGCCAACAUCGAGCAGGAGCUGUACGACUACCAGAUGCACAGCAAGAUGUGCAAGAAGAUCGCGCAGCUCACCAAGGUGAUUUAUUCUCUGAACAUGAAGAACGAGGAGCAGGAGGCGGCCCUGCAGGCCUUGAGCCAGGCCCACCACGAGGAGCUGCACCGCAUCCUGAUGGAGACGUGUCACGAGGGGGAGGGGUCGGGGCUGAGGACACGCCUGCUUGGACUGCAGGACUCUCUGGAUGAGCAGCAGAGAGCUGGAGCCCAGGUGCAGGCAGAUUUCGAGUGCUUCCGCAUCCAGGCCGAGGAGAGGGAGCGUGAGACGGAGGUGGAGCUGAGGAAAAAGUUUGAGGAACGGCUCCAGGCUGCGGAGGAAGAGCUCCAGGAGGCCAAGGCCAAGAUCGGUGCUGCCCAGGAGGAGAGUGUGAGGCUGAGCAAAGAGCUUCACAAGGCCGAGGAGCAUAUCCAGGAGCUGGAUGCCCAAUGCGAGGGGCUGCACAAGGCUGCUGACCAGGAAGAGAAAAGGAGAGAGGAGGAGAGACAAAGAGAGGAUGAACAGAGAAAGAAGGAGGAGGAGGUGAAGCAAACAGAGGACCGUGAGGACUUGGAGAGGGUGAAGGCGCUCCUGGAGGAGGUGAGGACGCUGAGGGAGGAGGGCGCUCGAGCGGAGGAGAGCAAGAGGCGUGUGGUGAAGGAGGAACAGGAGCGAUGCGAGCAAAAGAUGAACGAUCUCAACGAGGAGAAGGAGGACCUGAGGAAGAAGAUGGACGCUGAGUGGAGGGAGGAACGGCGGAGGUGGGAGGAGAGAGAGGAGGAGGAGAAGAAAGGCAUGCACAGUGCACUGAGAGAACGAGUGAAGAGGGCGGAGGCAGAGGCCGAGGGUCACCUGGAGAGGCUGUCCGAGAGCAAGAGGAGCACGGUGAAGCUGCAGGAGCGGAUCCAGGACCUCGAGGAGGAGCUGGAGCUGGAUCGGAAGCGCGUGUCCGAGGCGGAGGGCGUGGCUAAGCGGGCGGAUGAGGAGCUCGCGGUGGCCAAGGAGAGGCUCCUGCUGCAGGAGGACGAGCUGCAGAGCCGAGCAGAGGAGCUGCUGAACCGCGGACGCUGCCAGGUGUGUGUGUGCCUCGAGGUGGAGGAGCUGAGGAGUCAGGUGAACCGUCUGCAGAGCAGGAACAGAGAGCUGGAGCUGCACAGCAGCGGCAGGAACAGUGACCACGCCCGGCAGAUACGCCAGCACGCGGAGGCCCUGUCCAGUUUGCGUUCAGAGAUGGUGAGAGCCCAGACAGAGGAGCUGCGCCGCAUCCAAAAGCACGCGGACGACGAGAGGGACAAACUGCAGAAGGAGAUAGACAAAGAACGAGAGAACCUGCAGAAGGAGAGGGAGCGGGAGAAGGACCAGCUGGAGAAGGAUAGAAACCGGAUGCGCAGGGAGAGGGAGGAGGAGAAGGAAUGGCUGCACAAACAAGGGGAAGAUGUCAAAGAGCGUCUGCGUCAGGAGAAGGAGGAAGAGGUGGAGCGACAGCGCAAAGAACUGGAGGUGGAGAGGGUCCGCGUCCGUUCCCAGCUGGACAAGAGCAUAGAGCAGGUCGAGGCGGAGAAGGCCAAUGUGCAGCAGAGGCUGGAGGAGGAGAAAAGGAGGUUGGUGGAGAAGGCGGAGGAGGACAGGAGGAGGCUGAAGGAGCAGGUGCGGAAGGCGAUAGAGGAGGUGAUGAGGAGACACGCAGCCGAACUGCACAGCGUCCAGGAAGCUCUGAGCUCGGAGAAGAAGACGAAUCAAGAGGUGUGUGCACGUUCAGAAGAGGAGAGGAGACGCGCUGAAGAGCUCCGCAGCGGACUGGAGAAGGAACGAGAGGAGCUGAGGACAAAACUGAAAGAUUCUACCGAUGAGAUCGGUCGGCUGGAGGCUGGGAUCCAAAAGCAAGAGAAGAAGGAGAGAGUGGCGCCUGAAGCCGCCGCCUCAUGCGGACCACACUGCUCCCGUCAGGAGGAAGAGCUCCAACAGACUCGGAGUCGACUCGCCCGGGUUCAGGAGGAGGCUGAGAGGCAGCGGGACCGGCAGCAGAGGGAGGUCGCGUCCCUGAGGGCUGACAAACACCGGCUGGAGGAGAAAGUCCUAGAGCAGAGCCGACUGAACACGGAGAGGAGCCUCCUCGAUCCGGGCCAGCGGCACACCGAGGACCGGAUCAGGGCCGAGUGCGAGGACCGUCUCAGAGCGGAGUUCAGGAUCGAGAUGAACGCUGCUGUGGCCGAGAGCGAACAGAGGUGGAACAACCGGGAGCAGGAGCUGCAGACCCAGGUGACGGAGCUGCAGAGUCAGCUGACGGAGCUGGAGAAACAAAAGGCGGGCCAGGGAGACGAUUGCCACGGCCCCCCUGAGAUCGACAGGCUGAGGAAAGAGGUCCAGGACACCAAGGAGAUCAACAAGAAGCUGAGGGACCUGCUGCAGGAGCCGCAAGCCCAGUCGCUAACCGAGGAGAGGCAGAGUCACGCCGCGGCUCUGCAGACGCUGGAGAGACAGGCGAAGGAAGAUCUGCUGUCUGAGAGGAACCGACUACAGACAAUGCACCACCUGGAGCUAGAUAAGCAGCGUGCAGAGUUGACCCAGCAGCACACCGAGUGGAGCAGACAGAUGACCCAGAGGCACAUGCAGCAGAUAGAGGACCUCCAGGCUCAGCUACAGGCACACACACAGAUGAUGGCACUGCAACAGGAUUUGAAGCAGCAGAAUCAGUAUCAGGUGUUUGAGCGACAGCUGGACGAGAGUCGCUGCAGCGUGCUGGAGCUUCAGAGAGAGAAUGCAACGCUCAAGAAGCAAUUAAAGGAGAGAUCAGCACAGAAGAAUCCUGAAGUCAAGGAGAUAGAAGAGGAGACCCCAGAGUUGAGGAAGAAGAGAGACGCCCAGCUCGAGGAGGAAGCACAACGUCUGAAGGAGGAGGUGGAGAAGCUGCGGGUGGAGAUGGAGAAACUGGAGGAGUCGCAGAAACUCUGGGAGGAGCGGAAAGAGGAGGACGUGAAGGACGAGGAGCCGGACGAGGAGAAGACGAAGGAGCGGGACGAGGAGAAGAGGAGGGAGGAGGUGGAGGAGAUCCGGAGGGAGCACAAGAGGGAGAUGCAGAGCCUGGUGUCCGAGUACAGCAGCGCCCAGACGCACCUGCAGGCUCGAAUAGUGGCCUUGGAGAACGAAUUUAACUGCAGGCUGCGCGAGCGGGAGGAGCGCUGCAAGAGGAGGGAGCCGCGGUGCGACGACCUGCAGCUGGGGAGGCUCCAGGAGAGACUGACGGAGAGAGAGCAGCUCAUCAAACGACUGGUGGAGGAGAGGCAUCAGCUGCAGCUCCACCCUCCCACAGCCGGGGACAGCAGCACCCUCAGGCUCCGUGACAGCAAGUCCCGCCCCGGGAGCGUCACGCCAACCAUGAGGAGGAAACGUGUGGAGUCUCCGCCUCGCGUCACCAGCAUCCCCAGCGCCGGCCCCUACGACAGGAGCAUCCUCCUCCCGCAGUCCUCCUCCUCGUCUUCCUCCUCCUCCUCCGUCCAUCAGCACUCGUCCUCCACCCUCCCCCACCAGUCCACCUCCCACCCUCAGACCACCCCCCACUACUCCUCCUCCUCCCUACCGCACAAGCACACCUCCCUGUCCCUCGGCCAGCAGGCCUCCCCCUCCCUCCCCCGCUCCACCAGGUCCCGGACGUCCUGCAUCCCUCCGACCCCGGCGCCCACCGCCCCGCUCCCCGUCUGCCCGUCACCGCAGACGGGGAUCCGCUACGUGUCCCCCUCCUGCCAUGAGCCCCACGCACACCUGCAGGCCCAGUCAAUCAGGGGCCCGUACCUGGAGCCGAGGGGGACAGACGGGCUGAAGCAGGAGUGGUUCACCAAAUACUUCUCCUUUUGA
Pleuronectes platessa (European plaice) is the source of this 3960-nucleotide messenger RNA. It is a transcript of the gene fam184b, whose product is annotated as family with sequence similarity 184 member B. The record is from RefSeq and is a predicted model, not a curated record. Lineage: Eukaryota; Metazoa; Chordata; Actinopteri; Pleuronectiformes; Pleuronectidae. The coding region runs from base 1 to 3960 and encodes 1319 amino acids. The transcript is spliced from 18 exons.